Elgaria multicarinata webbii is the source of this 1538-nucleotide messenger RNA. Its product is annotated as tubulin delta chain-like. Lineage: Eukaryota; Metazoa; Chordata; Lepidosauria; Squamata; Anguidae. The coding region runs from base 61 to 1320 and encodes 419 amino acids. The record is from RefSeq and is a predicted model, not a curated record. The transcript is spliced from 11 exons. Gene Ontology annotation, biological process: mitotic cell cycle; microtubule cytoskeleton organization. Gene Ontology annotation, cellular component: cytoplasm; microtubule. Gene Ontology annotation, molecular function: structural constituent of cytoskeleton; GTP binding.
CUGAGCUUUCCUGCAGAGCAGCUGCAAAAAGGCGUAGGGGAGGGAAGAAAAAAAGGAGCCAUGUCUGCUGUUUGGCUACAGAUUGGCCAGUGCGGUAACCAGAUUGGGCAGGAAUGGUGGCAAAUGAUCACCAGCGCAAAAAACAGAGAAGGUGACAUGUACCCCUUCUACUCGCAGGAUGACAAGCUCAGUGUUGUCUGCGUGGACAGCGAGCCCAAAGUGGUGCGGAGGCUACAGAAGCAAAUCAAAAGAAGGGUAUUCAGAGAGUCUAAUCUCAUUGUGGGGAAACAAGGAAGAGGGAACAAUUGGGCGUAUGGUUAUCAUGGGGUCCGUUCGGAGAGCGAGCAGAACUUGUUCAGGCGGACGAUGGAGAGCCUGCGGAAGGAGGUGGAACGCAAGGACUCCUACUGUGGAACCGUGCUAUUCCACAGCCUCAGCGGGGGGACAGGAGCUGGCCUAAGCUCCCGGUUGUGCGAAGCCCUCCGAGAAGAGUACCCGCUCGGUUACAUCCUGGCUGUCUCCGUGGCUCCUCACCAAGCUGGCGAGAGCCCUCUUCAACACUACAACUCCUUGCUGUGCCUUUCUUGGCUCCAGAGGUAUGCAGAUGGCAUCCUUCUGUUUCACAAUGACGAGGUCCUGAAGCGAGCAGCAACGCUGCAGGGAAAGGACCUGCCUGAAGCAUCAAGCCAGGUCUCCCUCUCGGCUAUGAACACGUAUGUCGCUUCCUGCCUGGCCGGGCUUCUCCAUCCGCUCAAGAUUUUCACAACACGAAGUGGGAUCAGCCUGGGGACAGAACCCUGGGAGCUCCUGCGCUCUGUCUGCCCCAUGCCCACGCUGAAAUUCCUUCACACAGCUCAAGCCAGCUCAAGGGGAACCGUGUUUUGGGAUAGCUUGGCAUCUUCGGUGGUGCAGCCGUUGCCUCGUGAGUGCCCAGCUGGGAGCCCUCAUCGCAGCACAGCUCUGCUCGCCGUGGCCCGCAGCCCCCAGGAAGACGCGUUCCUCUUGAACCACAGUUCGGUGCUGACGAAGCUGAAGCGGGCCUACCGCUGUGUGCCGUGGAACCCCUUCUCCGCCAAGUACUGGACAGACGCCGCCAGCCUUGCCACUCCAGGCCUCCACGACCACACCCUGACCGUCUGCGCCAACCACAGCAGCUCAGCCGACUUCCUGCAGAGGGUGGAGCAGCGGGCGCGAGCCAUGUACAAGAGCAACGCCUUCCUGCACUGGUACUGGAGGCACGGCUGCGAGGAAGGGGAUUUUGGGCAUGCCUUUGAGGCGCUCCGCUCCGUCGUGGAGGUUUACAGCCGCCUCGGGGACUGACACGGGUGGAUGAGGAAUCUCCGGAGCAGCACUUUGUAACACGCUGAAGGCCACGCGCUUCGGAGGGCCACCUCCCAAUGGAUCUUGUCCUGAGUGGGCCACACACCCACAUGCUGGAUAUGGCCACUGACUACUGGCCCAAUUUGGCCCUCUGUAAGCUGUCAACACAACUGCUACCACCAGAGGCCUCAGCUAAGCGCAGGAGACUCUUUGAGCUG